GCGGCGGGAAACUUGCGCCCGUCGGGGGCUCAGUUCUAGGGUCGCUCCGCGGGGAGCGCCCAGCUGCGGCCCCUACCACACCAAUCGCAGAAGCCCAGAGCCAGCCUGGCCUGCCGUCCUUCCGCCGUGUGGCCUUUAGGGGCAGUGGGAGUCGGGGACUCGGGGGCCCAGAGGACGCGGGGUGGGCAGGCCCACCCCCUCCCGGCGCUUGCGGGCAGGUCGGGGGGGGGCGACUCCCUCUCGGUGAGGAAGGUGGGAAACCGUCCCUCUGCGUGUUCAAGAGCAGGUGGAGACAUUCCUUUAGGGCAUCUUCCGAGGUGGGGAAUGGACUUGUCAUCUCCCGUUGAUUGGGCCGAGGGGGGCGGGGGGCCUUGGCGUAGCACUCACGCCCCUCCCACCUCCCAAAUUCGACCUUCUCAGGACUCUGCCCACUCCCACGAGACACGUUGAGGAAGAGGAAGGUAUGGCCACCGGGCUUCCGACGGCCUGGUUCCGUGAACCAGUGACCUUUGAAGAUGUGACCCUGGGUUUUACCCCGGAUGAGUGGGGAAUGCUGGACCUCGAACAGAAGUCCCUGUACAGGGAGGUGUUGCUGGAGAACUACAGAAACCUUGUCUCAGUGGAGUGUCCUGAGGCUCAGUUGGACCCUCAGUUCCAUCCUUUUCCUGCUGGGAAUCCCUUGAUGAAGAUCGAGGUUGUUGAAAUCCUCACACUGAACGAGGAGGUGGCUCUUCCCCGGAACGCCCAGAUCCGCGCCCUCUAUGCUGAAGAUGAGGGCCUGAGCCCAGACAUCCUCAGGGAGCCCACUCAACAUCUGGAUAAGCACCUAACUGACCCUGAGACCGCUCGCCAGAGGUUCCGGGGGUUCCGCUUUGAGGAGGCGGCAGGGCCCCGAGAAGCCCUGGCCCGGCUGCGCGAGCUGUGCCGCCAGUGGCUGCGGCCCGAGGUGCACUCCAGGGAGCAGGUGCUGGAGCUGCUGGUGCUGGAGCAGUUCCUGGGCGCGCUGCCCGGUAAGCUCCGGAUGUGGGUGGAGUCGCAGCACCCAGUGGACUGCCAGGAGGCAGUAGCCCUGGUGGAGGACGUGACCUGGAUCUCCGAGGAGGAAGCACCACCCACCCAGGGCCCCACCAGCUCUCUCCAGACCACAGCUCAGCAGCAGGAGGACAUGGCCACCAGGCUGGCGAAGGCACUGCCUGAGGAACCGGUGACCUUCCUGGACGUGGCUGUGGACUUCAGCAGGGAGGAGUGGGGGCUGCUGGACCCGACACAGAGGACCGAGUACCACGACGUGAUGCUGGAGACCUUUGGACACCUGGUCUCUGUGGGGUGGGAGACUACUCUGGAAAGCAAACAGUUAACUCCAAACCCCAACACGCCCGAGGAAGAGCCAGCCUGCCACCUGAAAGUGGAGGAAUUCUCGAGGGAUGGCGCCCAGCCCUCUGCCUCAGGAGACACCUUGCAGGCUGGGGCCCCAGAGGUCUUGGACACAGCGUUGAAACCAGUGGUGCACACUCAGGAAAAAACCCUCCCUCAGAAGCCAGCCGGUGAAAGCCCCAAACCCCAGGCAAGCACAGGUCCCGACACAAGCCACAUCUCCCUUCAGAAGAGCAUUCCUAGAAAACGCUUGCGCAAGCGGGACCCCAGGGUCAAAAAGAUGACACACAACCCCUGUGUAAAACUUCAUCAGAAGAGCUGCAGCGGGGGAAAGGCCCAGGAGAGCGGGAGCUGUGGAAGAACCUUACCCCGGAGCGCUCAGCAGAUCACGUUUACGCGAAUUCACAAAGGGAGCCAGGUGUGCCGAUGCAGCGAAUGCGGGAAAACCUUCCGGAACCCCAGGUACUUCUCCGUGCAUAAAAAGAUCCACACGGGAGAGAAGCCCUACGUGUGUCCGGACUGCGGGAAGGCGUUCGUGCAGAGCUCCUCCCUCACACAGCAUCAGAGGGUUCACACUGGGGAGAGACCCUUUGAGUGCCACGAGUGUGGAAGGACUUUCAACGACCGCUCGGCCAUCUCCCAACACCUGCGGACUCACACCGGGGCCAAGCCCUACCCAUGUCAGGACUGCGGCAAAGCCUUCCGCCAGAGCUCCCAUCUCAUCAGGCAUCAGAGGACUCACACCGGCGAGCGCCCCUACACCUGUAACAAGUGCGGAAAGGCCUUCACCCAGAGCUCGCACCUGAUAGGGCAUCAGAAAACGCACAGCGGGGUGAAAUGCAAGAAGAAACAGCCUACCUCGUAGCCCUCAAGCCGGGUGAAGAGACAUCGCCUCUGCCGCCUGAUCCUGCAGUGCCACAUGAGCGAGCCUGGUUGGGAUUUGGGACUGAACGUGGAAGGCCUUGAGUGAUGAAGUUCUCAAGACCAAAGGAUGACCAGGGAGACCGCCCUGCACAUAAGUCAGUAAGAAAAGCAGUGGGGAGUAUCGCUAAUGAAUGCAUCAGUUGGAAAAACAUUUAAUUUUUCGCUCAGUUGAUUUGCCAUUUUAAUUUGUUUGUUCGUUGGUUAUUAAAAGUGAUAUUAGUGAAACCUGAAAAUGCUUAUAAUCUAAGUUUAAAAAGCCAGGUACCAAAAAGUCUGUGCACUGAUAUUAUAUUUGUGGUAAAGUAUUUAUGCAUAUGGACAAGGAUUGAAAGAGAACAUAGAUAAAUAAACUAUAUAUUUCUGUGGUAGGA
Molecule: messenger RNA, 2669 nt
Organism: Balaenoptera acutorostrata (minke whale)
Lineage: Eukaryota; Metazoa; Chordata; Mammalia; Artiodactyla; Balaenopteridae
Gene: ZNF274
Product: zinc finger protein 274
Exons: 6
Coding region: 464-2239 (591 amino acids)
Biological process (GO): negative regulation of transcription by RNA polymerase II
Molecular function (GO): DNA-binding transcription repressor activity, RNA polymerase II-specific; RNA polymerase II cis-regulatory region sequence-specific DNA binding
Source: RefSeq, a predicted model, not a curated record